Messenger RNA from Paramecium sonneborni, 1421 nucleotides. The record is from the annotation of a GenBank genome assembly. Lineage: Eukaryota; Ciliophora; Oligohymenophorea; Peniculida; Parameciidae.
AUGAAUCGGCAAAAUUAGAUGAAUAUUAGAGCUUCACUAAAGAAUACACUUUUUUGUAAAAAGAGAAGGAAUUUGAAAUAGAAUACUCCACCUUAAAACUCUUCUCCUCCAAUAUAAAAUAAUCAACCAAAAAGCACAAAUUAACAAUUUAGACAUUUUAGUGAUAUUUAUGAAUAUGGCCAUCAUCAGAUCGGUUAUAUGAAUAUUUAUCAUUAGGUGAAGGAGCUCAUGGAAUUGUAAAGAAAUGUUACAAGCGAGAUUAAAAUAAUUUGAAUAUAUCAGACAGAACAACCUAUGCCGUUAAAAUCUUUAGAACUGGUGACACAGAAAUAAUUAAUACGAUUAGAGAAACAUUUCAAAUAAAUAGAUCACUUAAUGAUUUGAACUGCGUUGUUAAAGCACUAGAUCUUUUUAUAAAUUCAAAGAAAGAAGAACAUCAUUUGGUUAUGGAAUAUUGCCCUUAUUAGAGUUUAGAAUAAAGAAUGGGGAAAUUAUGUUUAGAAGAUAUUUAGAUAAUUGCUUUGAAUUUAGCUUAAUCAAUAAAAUAAUUACAUUAAAGAGGAGUUUGUCAUAGAGAUUUAAAACCAGAUAAUAUUCUAAUAGGUGAAACAUUAGGAUUGAAAUUAAUAGAUUUUGGUGUUUCAAAAAGAUUUGUCGUAAAAGGGAAGGUAACAAAAAAAAUAGAUAUGUGGACAAGAACUGGUUCAUUAUUUUAUUAAGCUCCUGAAAUAUUUUUAGGAGGUGGUUAUAAUGAAAAAGGUACUAAUAAUUAAUAUAUUUUAAGUUGAUGUAUGGUCUAUUGGUAUAAUUUUGUAUUAAUUAUUGAUUGGAUAAUUGCCAUUUUAAUAGGAAACUGUAUUAGAUACAAUAGAGAUGAUUAGAGAUUCAGAAAUAAAUGUAAAAAAUACAACAGCAUUUAAAAAGUUGAAUCCAUUAGAAUAAGAUUUAUUAAAGAGGUUGUUAAAAAAAGAUCCAGAAAAAAGAUUGUCAGCUGAAGGUUUGUAAAUAAUAUAUAAAAAGAUUUUGUUUUACACCCUUGGCUUUAGAAAAGGUAAUAGAAAAAGUCAACAAAGAGUUUUGAUGAUUGUGAUAUAGUUGAUAUUAGAAAAAGUGAUGGCAUGUUAAUAUCAUCAUAAAUAUAAACUUAGAAACAAUAUUUACCAAGGAGUAAAAAUCCUUUAAUUGUUCCAAUUUAAGAAGAGUAAAUAUCAAGUCCAUUGAAAUUGAGUUGGAAUAAUUGGGAUACACAUGUUCAUUAUAUUCCUUAGGAUUUAAUUAAUUUUAUUAAUUUAGAUAAUAAAUCAUCUAAAGAAAUAGGUAGUUCCUAAGAAUUUAUAAGUGAAUAAUAAAAACAAGAUGAAAUAAAGGAUUUUUAAGUUGGUUUAUUUAGAACAACAUCGGAGCAUUUUGAUUAACUAUGA